UUAUGUCUACUUUCCCUUACUCCAUCCAGCUUCAAGGCCCUAAGUCUUGCUUCGACAAUCACACAAAAGUCAAGGAUCACUAGACAGUAACAAUUGGGAUCAUUGGUCUAAGGUUAUUGAAUCAUCAACAUUCAACAAAACUAGAAGAUUUUCAAGCUUCAUUUGAAAAUGGCACCUAACUUUGAUGAUGGCGAUUCACUGUACAACUUUGUUGUCAGAGAUGGCAAUGGAGUCAAAGGCAUGGUGGAUCUUGGCCUGGAGAAGGUGCCAGAGCAAUAUAUCCAGCCACAUCAUGAGCGCAUAGACAAGCUCAAAGCAAGUUCCUAUGAUCGACCACCAAUAGAUUUAUCAAUGCUUGAUGGACCUCAGCAUAGCCAAGUGGUGGGAUUGAUAGCUGAGGCAGCCGAGAGGGUUGGUUUCUUCCAAGUUGUGAACCAUAGGGUGCCCAUUGAAGUUCUGGAGUCGGUUAAGAGCGCGGCACAUGAGUUCUUUGGACAAGCGCCUGAGAAGAAGGCGGUGUAUCGGAAGGGAGUGAGCCCUAGCCCAUAUGUGAAGUAUGGGACGAGCUUUGUGCCUGAGAAAGAGAAAGCAUUGAAGUGGAAGGACUAUGUUAGUAUGGUGUAUACGAGCGAUGGCGAAGCACUUGAAUUUUGGCCUAAUGAAUGCAAGUAA
This is a messenger RNA of Vitis vinifera (wine grape), 672 nucleotides long. Its product is annotated as scopoletin 8-hydroxylase. Bases 169 to 672 code for a protein of 167 amino acids. The transcript has a single exon. Lineage: Eukaryota; Viridiplantae; Streptophyta; Magnoliopsida; Vitales; Vitaceae. The record is from RefSeq and is a predicted model, not a curated record.